This is a messenger RNA of Corylus avellana, 1243 nucleotides long. Its product is annotated as protein TIC 20-IV, chloroplastic. The record is from RefSeq and is a predicted model, not a curated record. Lineage: Eukaryota; Viridiplantae; Streptophyta; Magnoliopsida; Fagales; Betulaceae.
UCUCUCUCUCUCUCUCAUAUAUUCCAUUCAUUCUUGCAUGAGAAGCAAACGGCGCUGGUUCCAAGAGUCGUUUUUUCGAGAGUUUUCGAUACCCACCAGCCAUGCCCGCUUUCCCCGCCGUCGCGGCUUGUCCUUCCACCAGCUCGCGCCUCCUCGUCCAGCCUCCGCAUCCUCUCGCCUCUGCCGCCGUUGGCUAUCGGAAUAAAUAUACAACACUAGAAAGAUGUUGGUCUUUAACCCAGACCUGGACAGCACAUAAGCCCUUGGCUCGUCCCGGAGUUGUUGCAUGCAGAUCUAAAGGAAAGUCAUUCCCAUGCCUUUCUGCUACACCAUCUCCGUUUUUAGGUGGGGAUCAAGGUGGCCUGUUGCGCAGAAUUCCUAUGCUGCCGAGACAAAGCAAAUCUCUAAUGUCUGUGCAAGCAUCCGCGGAUAAUCCCUUCAGUGUUCGCAUCCCGACAAUAGAUGAGAAGCCAGUAUGGUGGUGGAGGAUUUUGGCCUGUCUUCCGUAUCUUUUAGCUUUGCAGAUGUCUGAGACAGCGUAUUAUGUCCAACCCUUCCUUGAACGCUACGAAUUCCUCGAGAGUUUGUUUUAUUAUAUCCCAGGAGCAGUUCAUAGAUUACCUUGGUGGUUCCAGUUUGCACAUUUCUACGUUGCCUACUUAGGAGUGGUGCAGAGUGACAAAUGGCCUCACUAUUUACGAUUCCAUGUAGCCAUGGGCUUUCUACUAGAAUCGGCCCUGCUGGUGGUGGUGCAGUCAAGCAAUCUCAUGCCACUUAUACACUUUCAAGGUACUUUUGGGUUAUACUACUGGGCAGCUGUGGGAUUCAUGUAUAUUGUGAUGGUGUUGGAGUGUGUAAGGUGUGCUCUUGCUGGUAGGUAUGUUAAACUCCCUUUGAUUAGUGAUAGUGCAUUUAUCCAUAGUCUUUUUAGAGUGAGGGGAUACCAUCGGCCUAUAUAGUCAGUGGUAUCAAGUCCCCCCAUUGUGUAGCCCCAUGUCUCUUUCACAAGAAAAAGGGGUAGAAAAAGAACAGGGAAAAAAAGAAAGAGAAAAGAAAGAUGUUUCAGUGUUGGUGUCAACAUUCGUUCUUUGUAUUUUCAUGUUGGUUUGUUCUUGAGUAGAAAAUUUUGAUGAACAAUAAGUGAUGGUUGAUGAUGGUGCAAUAUAUAUAAAUGUCUUUGCAACUAUGAGAAUUUCAGCUUGAUGAUUAUUUCAGAAAGAAUAAUGAUAUUUAGUAAACAUAG